CUCUCUCUCCCUCCAGAUCUCAAAGUGACCACACCGCUCAUGACUGCUUUACAAUCCACCUUUCAAACAAUGACCACAUCAGAAAUCAGCUUAUGGCAGACAGAUAUCGAUCUGCCUUCACUCUCAAGUCUAUCAGAGUUGAUACCGCAGGCUCAGUGCAGAAUGCUUGAUAUUGGAGGAUCCUAUUUGAAUGACCUCACACCAUUGAAAAAACUACUACUCCAUCAAGAAUACAAAAAUUUCACUGGUCUAAGCUUGCGUUGCUGUACACUACAAGAUGAUCAUCUCUCCCCGUUGUGUGAAGCACUGGCCGAAGACUCUCCAUUACAGCAACUUGAUCUAGGACAAAACUCACUGAGUGACGAUGGACUCAAGAUGAUAGCAGAGUCACUGAGGAUGAACAGGAACCUAAUCAGUUUGAGUCUCUCUGGAAAUAACAUCACUGACAUUGGAGUAUCAUACAUUACACUGAUAUUGAAAGAGUUUGUACUAAAUCACAAAGAAAUUGUCAAAAGACGCAAACUUUUCUCUGCUACAACCUACUCUGACCAAUGGAUGGGUCUGAGCGAAUCUCUCAGUCGUAGAACAUCAUCAAGGAAAAGUGUUUGUAAAGAAAAACAGCAGACAGUUGACUCAGGCAAAAAGAGUGGAGGGCCUACUAUAGGGGCAUUAGUGAAAACUGCUAGCUUCAUCGCAAAGACAAAGAAAGGGACAGAAAGUAAAAAGAAAACAAGCAAAGGUGGAAGUUCAAUGGACGACAAAACUGCUCCAUCAACUCCAACACAUCAAACACCAUCAGUACCAGUAGCACAAGGGCCCCUGAUCGAUGGUGUGGAGGUUAAUCCAAAGGGAGAUGUGAUCUGUCAAGGAAAUUACUCGAUAAUUAACCUCUCUCUAUCUUAUAACAAAAUUGGCAAAGGUGGAGUAGAUCUUCUAUUAUCGGUGAUACAAUACCAAGCAGAUCACGUCUCUGUACACGGGAUUGGUCUCCAGAGCAUCAAUUUACAGGGUAAUCUAUUUCCUAUCGGUUACAGUGGAUAUACUGAACUGAUGGAGACACUGACUAGCAAAUCCUCACUUCUCUCGUCAAGCAGAUCAACAUCUGAAGACCUAAAACCAUAAUGACACAACUAAACACACACACACAUUCACAUUGUGCAAUAUUGUAACUGUAACAUCAGUUCCAUGUACAUGAAUUAUCUCAUAA
Molecule: messenger RNA, 1207 nt
Organism: Amphimedon queenslandica
Lineage: Eukaryota; Metazoa; Porifera; Demospongiae; Haplosclerida; Niphatidae
Product: leucine-rich repeat-containing protein 71-like
Exons: 12
Coding region: 40-1122 (360 amino acids)
Molecular function (GO): protein binding
Source: RefSeq, a predicted model, not a curated record